Stegostoma tigrinum is the source of this 1868-nucleotide messenger RNA. It is a transcript of the gene ube2d2, whose product is annotated as ubiquitin-conjugating enzyme E2D 2 (UBC4/5 homolog, yeast). The record is from RefSeq and is a predicted model, not a curated record. NCBI's taxonomy places the organism in Eukaryota, Metazoa, Chordata, Chondrichthyes, Orectolobiformes, Stegostomatidae. The transcript has 7 exons. Gene Ontology annotation, cellular component: nucleus. The coding region runs from base 619 to 1062 and encodes 147 amino acids. Gene Ontology annotation, biological process: protein K48-linked ubiquitination; ubiquitin-dependent protein catabolic process. Gene Ontology annotation, molecular function: ubiquitin conjugating enzyme activity.
AAAUGGGGAGGGGAUAUGCUGUUUCAUAAAGCGGGGCGUGCAGGCAGCUGCAUGUAGAAAUGACACGCAGACACUCAACACAGAGCCCAUAACUUCCAGUAGGGCAGGCAGUCUGUAAAAAGAGGGAGGACGAGCGAGGGUUGUGUGUUUGUGUAUGUGUGUGUUUUGUUGCCCCUGUCCACCUCUGCGCCUGCUGCCGGCGGACGGAUACAUGGGAACUACUUUAAAGCGGCCGGUCCUUACCUUCCAUUUUCUCGGUGUCUCCGAGCGGACUCGGCGGCUUUUUCCGGGUUCGUCUUUAAACCCGGCUCCCAGCAGCAGUACACACAGAUACAGGCGCAGGGCGAGGGAGUGGGACUGGGGGUGAGGGGGGGACGGACACAGAGACGCAGAGAGAGAGGGGAAAAACAUACACACACACGUGUAUAUAUAUAUAUAUACAUACAUACAUACAUACAUACAUAGAUACACAGACACACAUAGUGAGGGAGGCAGAGUACAGCCACACAGCCUUGGCCUGGCCCGCAUCCUGACCUGACCCAGCACAGCCCAGUCCGCUCCACUGCUGUCCGGCCCGGCUGCCAACAACAACACUUGUAACCGCCCGGCGCUCCUAACAUGGCUCUCAAAAGAAUCCACAAGGAAUUGAAUGAUUUGGCCCGUGAUCCACCAGCACAGUGUUCAGCAGGUCCAGUUGGUGAUGACAUGUUCCACUGGCAAGCCACAAUAAUGGGACCGAAUGACAGUCCUUAUCAGGGUGGUGUAUUUUUCUUGACCAUUCACUUCCCCACAGAUUACCCCUUUAAACCACCUAAGGUUGCAUUUACAACAAGAAUUUAUCAUCCAAAUAUUAACAGUAAUGGCAGCAUCUGUCUUGAUAUUCUACGGUCGCAAUGGUCCCCAGCAUUAACUAUUUCAAAAGUUCUUUUGUCUAUCUGUUCACUGUUAUGUGAUCCGAAUCCAGAUGAUCCCCUAGUGCCUGAGAUUGCACGUAUCUACAAAACAGAUAGAGAAAAGUACAACAGAAUAGCUCGGGAAUGGACUCAGAAGUAUGCAAUGUGAUUACAUUAAAAUGUUGAUGAACGAACCUCUUAUACAGCUGGGGGAACUUGCAAAACAAAUUUCUUUGGUUUCCAUUUGACUGCUUUCUUUGAGCCCACGCCUCUUCCCCUGUGCACAUGUUCACCUGAUCCAGCAGUGCUGCGUUGUUUUGUGUACAUAUUUGGAACAGCUGAUAGAAAUGCCCCUUUCUCGAUUGUUUGAAAUUCUGACUACUUACAAAGCAAGUGUUAAUGUCCAGUUCUUCGCUCAUAACAUUUGUGAGACUAAAAGCAUUCCUAGUCAUUGUAACAAGAUUGUUUAAAAAAAAUUUCAGGGUUUAAGUGCUUCCGGGGGUGGGAACUCUUCCUUUUAUAAGAUGUAUGUUGGAAUUCUUUUAAACUCAUAAUGGUUAUGAAUAAUAGAAUGAAGAACUUUAAUUUGUUUAAUGUUUUGCAAUUUUUACGCUAAGAAUGCAAAUCUACAUUCUAGUUAAACGUUGGAAUGGAAAGUUGAAAGCAUACUUGUGUCCUAUAAAAUUGAACAGUCAUUUGAAUCAUCUCCCAUAACAAUUAAAUAGAUUGGAGCUAUUAGUUAGCCACUCAUUCAGUUUUCAAUACCUUUUUGGGUUUAUAUUUGGCUUAUAGUGAAUGAGUAGCUAAUAGCUCUAAUUUUCUUUUUGUUUUUGUUAACUAAUCUUAGAAGCCUCAUCUGGAUGUAAGGGUAAAAAUUCAUGACAGAACUUGUGUAUAUUUAAUGACCCAAAGGCUCUCCUGGAGCUUGUAUGUUCAAAAUGAUUAAUCUGUGUAAUAAACUGAUUACUAAAGUCA